Molecule: messenger RNA, 6622 nt
Organism: Pteropus alecto (black flying fox)
Lineage: Eukaryota; Metazoa; Chordata; Mammalia; Chiroptera; Pteropodidae
Gene: THRB
Product: thyroid hormone receptor beta
Exons: 11
Coding region: 392-1777 (461 amino acids)
Biological process (GO): retinoic acid receptor signaling pathway; negative regulation of transcription by RNA polymerase II; cell differentiation
Molecular function (GO): zinc ion binding; RNA polymerase II cis-regulatory region sequence-specific DNA binding; nuclear receptor activity
Source: RefSeq, a predicted model, not a curated record
CUCCCCGGGACCCCGCCGCCGGGAGGAGGGGGCGGAGGAGGGUGGAGACUGCGGGGCUUGGCCAAGGAAAGCGCACAUCCUCGGGCGGGCGGCCGUGACGCGGCGGGGAUUAACUUUGCAUGAAUAAUGUGAGUGCGCUUGGAAAGGAGACCUUCUGCUCCCCGGGCUCCGGGCUAGCGCCCGCCGGCCACCUUCCCCGGGCAGGGGCGCCCAACCCAACCGGCUCCAGGGCACUGAUCUUCAGUUUUCCUUCCAUUGGCCGUCCAGCGUGGGUGCCAAGUUCCACACGUGAUUUAAUGGAUCAGAAGUCUCUGGACAUUUCAGUUCCUGGGGAAGUGGCAGUUUAGGGGAGAUGUCAGUGAAAAAAAGGGUCCAGAAUGAUUACUAACCUAUGACUCCCAACAGUAUGACAGAAAAUGGCCUUCCAGCCUGGGACAAACCGAAGCACUGUCCAGACCGAGAACACGACUGGAAGCUAGUAGGAAUGUCUGAAGCCUGCCUCCAUAGGAAGAGCCAUCCGGAGAGGUGCAGCACGCUGAAAAAUGAACAGUCAUCGCCACAUCUCAUCCAGGCCACUUGGACUAGCUCAAUAUUCCAUCUGGACCAUGACGAUGUGAGCGAUCAGAGUGUCCCGAGUACCCAGACCUUCCAAACGGAAGAGAAGAAAUGUAAAGGGUACAUCCCCAGUUACUUAGACAAGGACGAGCUAUGUGUGGUGUGUGGUGACAAAGCCACCGGGUAUCACUACCGCUGCAUCACCUGUGAAGGCUGCAAGGGUUUCUUUAGAAGAACCAUUCAGAAAAAUCUCCAUCCAUCCUAUUCCUGUAAAUAUGAAGGAAAAUGUGUCAUAGACAAAGUUACACGAAAUCAGUGCCAGGAAUGUCGCUUUAAAAAAUGCAUCUAUGUUGGCAUGGCAACAGAUUUGGUACUGGAUGACAGCAAGCGACUGGCAAAGCGGAAGCUGAUAGAGGAGAACCGGGAGAAGAGACGGCGGGAAGAGCUGCAGAAAUCCAUCGGGCACAAGCCGGAGCCCACCGACGAGGAGUGGGAGCUCAUCAAAACCGUCACGGAAGCCCAUGUGGCCACCAAUGCCCAAGGCAGCCACUGGAAGCAGAAACGGAAAUUCCUGCCAGAAGAUAUUGGACAAGCACCAAUAGUAAAUGCCCCAGAAGGUGGAAAGGUUGACUUGGAAGCCUUCAGCCAUUUUACAAAAAUCAUCACACCAGCAAUUACCAGAGUGGUGGAUUUUGCCAAAAAGUUGCCUAUGUUUUGUGAGCUGCCAUGCGAAGACCAGAUAAUCCUCCUCAAAGGCUGCUGCAUGGAGAUCAUGUCCCUUCGUGCUGCUGUGCGCUAUGACCCAGAAAGUGAGACUUUAACCCUGAAUGGGGAAAUGGCAGUGACACGGGGUCAGCUGAAAAACGGGGGCCUUGGGGUGGUGUCGGAUGCCAUCUUCGACCUGGGCAUGUCGCUGUCUUCUUUCAAUCUGGAUGACACUGAAGUAGCUCUCCUUCAGGCUGUCCUGCUGAUGUCUUCAGAUCGCCCAGGGCUCGCCUGUGUUGAGAGAAUAGAAAAAUACCAAGAUAGUUUCCUGCUGGCCUUUGAACACUAUAUCAACUACCGAAAACACCACGUGACACACUUUUGGCCAAAACUCCUGAUGAAGGUGACCGACCUGCGAAUGAUUGGAGCCUGUCAUGCCAGCCGCUUCCUGCACAUGAAGGUGGAAUGCCCCACAGAACUCUUCCCUCCGUUGUUCUUGGAAGUGUUUGAGGAUUAGACUGACUGACUUCAUUCUCAUAAUUCCUACAGCACUACUGGGUGUCAUUUCAUUCCAUUGCCUAGCUCUUUUUUUGUUUGUUCUUUUGUUUUUUUGUGUGUUAGGAGGGACUGUUUGGAGGUGAAGGGAGGCAGUCCUUGGCAUAGACAUGGAUGAAAUUGCCCCUUGAAUGCGGGUACUUGUAACUAUUGCAUUUUGUUCUCUAGUCCUUUGAUGUGAAUGCUUUGAAGGUUUUACAGCUAUGGAGGUGGUGUGGAGACCAUCAUUAAAUUCACCAGCACCAAGCCAUCACCAGCUCCCAUCUGUCCCUGGUCAGAGACUUGAGCAAGCAAAAUGGCACGGCAGAAGACUAAAGGAGCCUUAAAACCUAGAUAAUGUGGUCAUCUUGAGCCAAUCCUGAUUUUUGCAGGGCUCAAAUUAGCAGGGCACAGGCCAUCUUCAGUUAGAUAUGGCUUUCAGCUUUCUAGGGGAAGGUCUGACACAGUUUUAUUUAUUCUAGAGCGUGCCGUUUUCAGUAUGCUUCAUUCUCUCCUAGCAGCAUAACUUAGAAUGAACAGGAAUAUUUGUUCCCCAAAAAAAUCAACUAUUCUUUUACUGUAAUUUUUAUAAUCCUAUGAUUUAAUUCAAGUUAUACAAGGGUGUGACUCAAAGAUGUGCAGGUAUUUGACUGACUGAGGCCAAUAAGGAAAACUUUAUUUGGUGAACUCAAAGAAAUUAGAAACCACCAUCAAUGUCAGUGGCCUAAAAGUUUUCAAAAAUUCACAAAGUAUUACCUCAAAGUAGGAAGGCCUCUUUACAGUUUAUGCUCAGUGAAAAUAUCCACAGAAAUUAAAACUAUUUACAGUGUUGUCACUUUUCAAUGACAUCUGAUCCAUCAUCUCCCAAACUCCUGAAGUUAUUUACCCUGAUCGCAUCUUUGCUGAGCUGACAACAUAUUUCCCUAUGGAUUAAAUCUAAUCACGGAGAGAUAAUGAGUUGAGAUUCGAGUCUUGUUCCGGAGGAAUUCUGAGAAGAGAUCAGUGUGGUUAUGUUCUGAGUUGAAGGAUAUGCAGUCAUCUGAGAGCCCGCUACAUGUACUUAUGGUCUGAGGAUGCCUUUUCUGGUCUUGGAUCCUCAAGCUCUUUGCUCUACUCAUAAAUGUUUCCUAGACCCCUUUUCCCUCUUACUCUGAGGCUUGACUAUCGCUAAACAAAGACUGGCCGCCGAUCCUCUCUGUCCCACUCAUAGCAUUGCCUUGACAGAUAUUCAACAGAAAAUGCCUGCAGACCACAUACAUGACCCUUCACUCACCUUCCCUUCCCAACCCACCUCCCCAGUGACAAAAGCUGGAGUAGCUUGUACCCAGAAAACAAAUGGUGAUGCUUCAUUACUUCAGUGUCAGAAAAUGGGCAAAGCAUAUACCCAUGCAAUUGAAUGUAUCUCACUCUUCACUAGCAUAGUAGAUAUACACUAUUCCUUUGCCUGCCUUGUACUGCCUUAUCCUGAAAAUGCUGGGGAAAAUAAGCCAUAUCAGUGAGAUUUACCUAAAAACAAAGAAUGAAAGUCACCAUGAAAACCAAUGGGCUAAUUUUUUUUAACUGGCCCAGAAGUCAGGGUCCCUUCUAGUCAGUGCUCUGUCAACUGGCGGAUUUGUGAUCUUGGGUCUUGGUUUUCACACCUUGGGUCUUGAUGAAUAUGUCAUGAACUCUAAAGUCCUUCCCAUUUUUAUUAUUGUACCAAUUUCAGAAGAAGGGAAGAAGGAAUCUGAUUCUUUUGAUUAUUUCUUUCAUAUUCAAAUUUCUAGCUAUAUUAGACAAAAGUUAUAGCCCUCUUAACAGUUAUGGAAAGUAUAUUUGGUAUUGAUUCAAAAUAAGAAUUUGAUACACUACUCAUCAGCUAUUUAGAGAAAGGCAGGAUGGCCUGGGAAAAAGGAGAGGAAUGGCAUUGAAAAUUUCAGGUGUGACUAGAAAUCAUCUGAAAGGAAAAGCUUAUGUUUAAUACACUAAAGCAGUCAUACUGGCUUCUGGGGAAAAGGAAACAAGAACAUCACUAUGGAACUUGCUAGCCAGAGAAAAGAAGUAGGUGAAGAAAUUAAAAUUAUAAACAUGAAGUUCAUGGGCAGAUUUGAUUACCUGCUUUGACUUUGUUUACAGAGAGUUUAGGGAGGGAGGUUGGAGGUUCUUUGUUUGGUUUCGGUUUGGGGGUUUGUUUGGGGUUUUUUUGUUUUGUUUUGUUUUGUUUUGUUGUUUUUUUUAUUUGGUUUUGUUCUCUCUAGGCAGUCUCUAGCCAGUCUCCUUGAGUCCUUUCUUUGUUAACAUCUCAUCAGCCUCUGUUGACUCUUGUUGGAGAUCUACUGUUUGAAACAUAACUGCUGAGUCAGCUUCUAGCUCCAGGGUAACUCUGAGAAGCUUUGGGGUACAGGGAAACUUUCCCUCAGAAGAGUGAGAGGGAGACAAGUCAGUCAGAUACUGGAAGGUUCACAGACUUCUCAGACAUCAAACCUUCCUGGGAAGGUCUCCUCAAUUUGUGUGACAGAGACUCCCCAGUACAUUAGACACACCCAGAUUCAAAUAUAAAAAUACAGAACCCGAUCUAAAGCAAAAUUGGGAUGCUCUGGGGAUUAACCAUGAUGAGGCAUUGACCAAAUGGUACAGUAUAUCUACAGUAAGCCAGCCAUCCCCCAGUAAAUUUAUGUUCGAUCCUCAGCCUUAAAUGGCUGCCUUAGGCAGGCAAACUGCUGAUCCCAAAUUUUCAUGAAAGGCUGACCAACCACUUUAUGAUGAGGAGAACAAGCCUUAAAGUACUUCAGGUUGAAAGGAAAAGCGAUAGGACUCAAAGUAUCAUGCCCUGGUGGUCAGAGUGACUCAUUUCUUCUGUAACUGAUUGAGGUACUAAAUGCAUCUUAAGAUUCCAUCUCAUAAAACUCAGUUAUUAGAGAUUUGUUCUGGAUUUUUUCUUUUAAUAUUUUUUCUUACAUUGUCCAGACUGUCGAAUCAAGUGUGGACCUAAUCGAAACCCCUCACAGAGGGGAGACAUCCCAGUAGAGGAGAACACACCUGUACAACUGGGAUUUUUAUUUGUAAAUCACUUAACUUUUGGAGAUGAGUGGUUGUGUGUGUGUGUGUGUGUGUAUGUGUGUGUGUGUUUUCGUAACCCUCAAGUGUACUUUGCUCUUCAAUUUAGACAUGUAGUAUUUCCAGAAAUAGUGAGAAAAGUAAGACCUUUCUUCUUUAUGAUUCUGCUCAAAACACCAUGUGCCACCUCAAAGCUUUUUCUAGUCAAAUGAGCCUCUGUCCUCAAUGACACGCUUUGCAGCGUUGAUGCCUCAGCCUAGUGAUGUCCCUUCACCUAUGUCUGAGUGAUACCUCGUCCAUCUGCAGCGCUGUCAUUGGUGGACCACCAGGCUCGGCUCUGCUCCAGCAACGCCAUUCUCGUGGCUCUUCCGUGAAUAGGUGUGCAGCCUUGGUCCCCCCUCAACACUAAGUCCCCCCCAAGACUCAGCCUCCAUGGGACAGCUGAGCACCCUCAAAGCAUGUCAUUGUCAGUGAUACAUUUUUUAUUCUAUGGAACUUUAACAUAUUCGUGUCAUAUUGACCUUUUGCUGCAUGAGUCAUAAAUUAUGAAAUCAGUCUUAUGGUUUUUGAAGUGUAGCCAGCAUUUGUAAGGCUAAACCUUUUUCAUAAACUGAAUUUAAGGGAAUAACUAAGCCACAGUUCCUCUUCAAAAGCAGAGUGCUUACAGACAUUUGAAUCUCUUUGCCCUUUCCAAUGGCUAUGGCAUCAGGUUCUAAAAUAAGCUCGUAAUUUUUCCUGUUAUUUUAAUAAUAUGGAAAUAGUAGCAUAGUGUUUCUUUUGAUAGUGAUAGACUAUAAUCCAUAUUUAAAUUUUAUAGAGAAGAAAUUUUAUUGUACUGUGAUGUAGAUAUUUAUUAUCCAAGUAAGGAUUUGCCCGGUGUGUAUUUUUUACAAUUGAAACAUUUUACUUUAAUCUUUAAAAAAAAAAAAAAAAUGAAAAAACAAAAAAAAAAAAAAAAAAAAAAAAAUAAAAAUAAAAAAAAAUAAAACAUUAAAAACACACACAUGAAAAAAAAAACAGACUGGGGGAAAAAAGGUUUGGCCUUAUCACAGAAUUUUUACUGUGUUGUAUAAAUGUUUGCAAAUGCAAAAAGUAUUCAUUUCUAGUGUGUUUCCACAUUAAUUAAUGCCGCCUUCAAGAGCAAUAUCGUACAGGUAAGACGCUGUUUGUGGCUUUCUGUUGCACAGUUAAACCUGACCCACCUUAUGCACAAGACAAUCAGAUACAAAUCUGUCCUCCUCAGGAUGCAGAUAAUACUCAAGUAAGUUCUGGAGCACAAUGUAAGACAAAAGAAGACACUUUAAUUACACAUGUAUUGUUCAUUUAGAAGAUAUCGGGGCAUGAAUGUGUUGACAUUACCCCACUUUUCUUUUGGUUGUCCUAAUUAACUUGGCAUUUUCAUUUGAUUAGAGAGCCAAAUUAGAUCUCUAUGCUUUCUUCAGAGAAAACACUUUUCCCCCUACAAUGUUUUCAUGCCCUAAGAAUCAGAAAAAUACUACAGAAUAGGAAAAGAUUUACAGUCAUCAGAAGAUCUGUGUUUUGCAAACAGUGUUAAGUAAUAUUGCUAGAUCGGUAAUAUUUUUUUCAUCCUAAAACUCUGUUGAAAUCUGUGAUCAAAAUGUUUUGAACUAUCCAAAAAGAAAAUUUGUAUAUUUGGGAAAAAUGGAUUUUUACAUAGCUUUUGUAUGCAGAUAUUAAAUUGUAAUUAUGAAUAUAGUGGGCAUAGAUAAACUCAUAAGCUUCAAUUCUAAAAAAGAAAAAAGAAAAAAAGAAAAAGCUUAUAACAAAUAUA